AUGAAAUUUAAAAAUCAAACACUUUCUACUAGGAGGAAAUUUAAAAAUCAAACACCAGAGACACUUUCUACUGAACUUGAAAUAAAACACCUUAAACAAAAGCUCAAACGCGAUAAUUACAUGAAGAAUUCAAAAAUAAAGGAAAAUGGUGGCGGUUUUAAAUUUAAAAUUAAUCAAACACCAGAAUCAUUUAAAAAUGAGCUUGAAUUUAAAAAUGAGCUUGUAAUCAAACGCAUUAACCCCAAUAAUUACCAACUUAAAAAUUACCAACACAAGUUUAGACCCGAAAUAAAACAUUCAAAUUCAUUGUCUAGCAACCUCAAACGAAUUAAUAUACCAA
Molecule: messenger RNA, 340 nt
Organism: Racocetra fulgida
Lineage: Eukaryota; Fungi; Glomeromycota; Glomeromycetes; Diversisporales; Gigasporaceae
Source: the annotation of a GenBank genome assembly